UCACCCGCUCUUCUCUAUAUGACGAACGAACCGCACAUUAUUGUCAAUGUUAUCCUACACUAUUAAUAAAACAUAAGGCAACAUCAUUGGCGACUACAAUUCAAGAGCAUAUCCUCUGAUUCACAGACACAGACCACUCAUUAUGGCCGGUACCCAAAUGGAUCACAAUUACACGAUUAUGCCAACAAGUGAUCAUACCCACACCGUCAUCUUCCUCCAUGGCCGUGAUAGCAAAGCAGAGGAGUUUGCCUCGGAAUUUUUUGAGAGUCAAGCUUCAGACGGUCGCACAUUCCCAGAAAUACUUCCUGGCUUUAAAUGGGUAUUUCCUUCAUCUAAAAUGAGAUUGUCUGCUCGAUUUGAAACUGAAAUGUCUCAAUGGUUCGAUAUAUGGUGUGUCCAAGAACCACAACAACGCAAGGAAUUACAAAUCAAUGGUCUCAUUGAAAGUAUCGAACAAGUUGUUAAUGUCAUCGAUAACGAAGCUGAUCACAUUCCUAAGGAGCGCAUCUUUCUGGCGGGAAUCAGUCAAGGUUGUGUCACGGCCAUUCUUACCCUUCUCUUGAAUCCUAUGCGUCUAGCAGGAUUCAUAGGCUUAUCAAGCUGGCUACCGUUCGAGGAAGAAACUAUGUCUCUUGCAGCAAGCUUGAAAAUGGGAGAUGAGGAAGGCAUGAGAUCGUUCAAAGUAAUUCAAAUGAAGCUAUCCCCGGACGCUACGUUGAACAGGGAGACUACACCAAUACUUACCACGCCGGUGUUCUUAUCUCAUUCAAAGGAUGAUGAUGUGGUUCCUGAAUCUAAUGGGGAUGUGCUGUACAGAGGGCUUCGUGAACUUGGGAUGAAAGUCACGAGAAAGAUAUAUGAAGAUGGAGGUCAUUGGAUUAAUGAACCUCAGGGUGUAGAUGAUAUUGUGGCAUUCAUUCAAACGUUGCUCUAAUCUAACACUGAAGUAGAUAUAUUCCUGCUGUCUGAUCUCAUCAUACAAUGGAGUUUUAUUCGGGUUUUGGGCAUUCGAGAAAUAUACUUUCUAUCUGAAAGGAUGGGAGAGAGCCAGGGUCUCAAUUUGGUAGAAUCGAACCAGGCCCUCUGUCGAUAGCUCUUGCUAUUUCCACGCGCAUCUUGCCAAUACUAUCCUCCUUCUUACUUU
Sclerotinia trifoliorum is the source of this 1144-nucleotide messenger RNA. NCBI's taxonomy places the organism in Eukaryota, Fungi, Ascomycota, Leotiomycetes, Helotiales, Sclerotiniaceae. The record is from the annotation of a GenBank genome assembly.